AAAUCAAACGUGUUCAUGUCAACCUUCUAUAUAUUAACACACCAUAGAAACCACACAUAAGGAAAAAAAAACAACAACAACAAUUAACUGCAUCCCAACCAAACAUGGCAGAUCCUCAGAAAAUUCAUCCUGUCCAUGAUGUGGAGGCACCAAACCACCCUUCAGCACCAUUGGUUCCUAGAACCAUGUCUAAGUCUGAUGCUGGUGAUCCAGCGAAUGUUGAGCAUCACCCUUCACAAACACAACAACAAGCUCUACCUGUGAUGCACUCAAAGCCACCAAAGAAAAGAAGAAGCUGUUGCUGCAGGUUUUUGUGUUGGAUGGUAAGCAUAUUGCUGAUUCUCAUUGUAGCUAUUGGCAUCACUAUUGGGAUACUAUUCCUUGUGUUUAGACCAAAGCUUCCAAAAUACUCGGUGGAUGAACUUGGAGUUACCCAGCUUGAAACUUCAAACAACAAUAGUUUAUCUGUUACUUUCAACUUGACAAUCACUGCUAGAAACCCAAACAAGAAGAUUGGAAUAGACUAUAGAGGUGGGAGUCACAUAAGUGCAUGGUACAUGGACACAAAACUAUGUGAAGGGUCCUUACCAAAAUUCUACCAAGGUCACCGUAACAUUACAGUGCUUAGUAUACCUUUGAAGGGUCAAACACAAGAUGCUAGUGGCUUGCAAAAUACCCUUCAGCAACAGCUUCAAGAAACAGGUAAUGUUCCUCUCAAUUUGAAGGUUAAACAGCCUGUGAGGAUUAAGCUUGGGAAGUUGAAGCUGUUCAAAGUCAAGUUCAGGGUUAGGUGCAGAAUUGUGGUGGACAACCUUAGUGCUAAUAAUUCUAUUAGGAUUCGGAGCAGUAGUUGUAAAUUCAGGUUUAGGCUGUGAAUUCAUCAUUAGUGCAUAUUCAUUAUUAUAGAUAGUAGAAUAUGCCAAUUGCUUUUGUCACUACGAUUUGUUUCAUUUCUUUUAUUAUGGUCUCUGAUUGAGAUUUGCUUUGAGAUCAUGAGAUGGAUUUUUCUUUCCAUCGGCACUUUUAGAUACUGCUCUUGUACUUUUGAUCCUGUUUUUUCAGCCACUUCUCUUACAUAUUAUAUACAGCAUAUAUUGCUAUUCUAUAUGUAUGAUAUCAGAUAUUGUUAAACUUUUAUUCACUCCAUCUUGACAUGUAAAUACAAUACCUCAUAAAC
Messenger RNA from Abrus precatorius (Indian licorice), 1177 nucleotides. Its product is annotated as NDR1/HIN1-like protein 6. Gene Ontology annotation, cellular component: plasma membrane. Bases 105 to 875 code for a protein of 256 amino acids. The record is from RefSeq and is a predicted model, not a curated record. The transcript has a single exon. NCBI's taxonomy places the organism in Eukaryota, Viridiplantae, Streptophyta, Magnoliopsida, Fabales, Fabaceae.